CAAAUGCAGUUUCUUCUUUUAAUACACAAAGGAAAAAAAUAGUUUAAUUGAAAAAAAUUGAAAAAAAACUAUCGAUGAUAUUUAUUAUAAUAAACAUUUUGGUAUUGAGUAAAAUACUGAAGCCGCAAUAAAUUAUGAAUCGAAAUGAAAACAAAAGUAAACAACUGUGCACAUCAAUCAAAAAGAAAAAAGGGCAGGACCACAAGAACACAGAACCUUCGCUGUGGAGCCAAAUCCCAGCCACAGUUGUGCUUGCCAUAUACAUGUACUUGGGUGAUAAGGACAGGGUUUCCAUGGCAAGGGUAACUAAUUUUAAGUAGCAAUAUGGCUUAUGGCUAAACAAUAUAUUAUCAUAAAAUGUUUAAAUAGAAAUCAUAGGGUAAAGUGGAUAGAUGUACGAGUGAUGGAUAGAUGAGUGGAAUGGAUAAAUUGAAGUAGUUUGGAUCUACUGCAAUAAGUUAUUAGUGACUGUUAUGCACUGCUUUCUACUGUGUGAAAUUAAUCUCCUAUGUUAAUUGUAUGGCUUGUUCAAACAGUACCUGACAAAGGACGAUACCAUAGAGAAAUACAUUAACAAAAAUACGACACCCAAAACAGUACCAAUCACAAUUAUUAAGAUUUAAUUUAUUUAUAAUACAAUUUCAACACAAAAUAAAUAUAUUUACAAAUAAUCAUUAUAGAGUAUGGUAGAUCUUGUAUCGGUACACAAUUAGUACAAUGAGCCAAUUAAAAUGAUGAAUGAUGUAUGCAAAUAAACACAUAUGAGUACACAAAGAAUAAUACACGUCUCGUGAAGUUAAAAAUCUUUGUCUGAAUCUCCCUCAAACUCAGAAACACCUUAUUUAUAUAGUGGGUCUACCAACAUAUUCAGAAGCGACUUUGACAUUGUUUAGGUUUCUCGUCAAAUCGAGAAAGUUCCACAAGAUACUAGGAGACAAACUAAUCAUGUUUAAUUGGUAAACACGACAGAUCAAAAGAACUUGCCCCACCCAUCUAUAAACGAAGCUUCUGUUAGGAAUCUAAUUUUGGGCAUGCAAAGUUCACGCACUGGGAAACUUGUCCUACAUAUCAGUGACUCUUUUACUCUCGAUGCUGCGUGUGAAUGAAUGAGUUCGAGAGAAUGUAAGAAUCAAAUGGCGAAUUUCUAUAUGUGGCUUGAGGCUAUCAACUUAGUACACUACUGAAACGGGGGCAUAGUGGACUGCCUGUGUGGGUAUUUAAGGAACUCAAUGUUGAGAUCGUACACGCCAACACUGGUGACGCCAUUGCAAAUAACAUGCACAUCAGCAAUCGGAAAUUGAACAAACUUACGAGGCAAUGGGCUGUAAAUGACAGAUUGCUAAGGGCAAUAAAGGAGCAGACACAUUAGUAAAAAGAACAGAUCUGCCCAGCCACAAUCAAGGAAUGAAGUCUCCUUUCUCGGUAUCAAAAAUUAGUUUUAUGAUCAUUUUAGGGCAAUGCGUGAUCAAACUUCACGCUAACAUUGGCCUCCCAGAAAGUCGAAUUUUUAAAAAGACAGCAACAGAGCUUUAGACAUCGGAUAGGGAGUGAUAACUGCCCCACUAGGUUCUACUGCUACAGGCCAGACAUGACAAAGAACUAAACUGUUGACAUUACACAAUGACCCACAGAAAUAGUUGUACACUUGUUAAAUUCGAGCCCCAAAACUCAUCUUUUGGAGACCAAGACCGCAUGCAAGCCCAAAAUGUAAAAAAUAUCUUUGGACAGCUUAACCGACAAAGCGUUUUGCAGUUUUAAAGCCAGGAUGGUGGGAGAGCGUGGGUUAAGACCUCACCAAAAUAUGAACAACAUUGACGAAAUGAUGGAUGAGAGAACAACUUAAAAGCUGGAUGCGUAAAUAAUCUUAAUAAUUGGUGUUAGAACCAAUGGAUGAAUGAGAGGUUGGCUGCGUGAUUAAAAUGUAGUAAAGAUGAGUGAAUGAAUGAAAGGUUGGCCGUGUGAAUAAACUGAUGUACAGAUGAGUGAAUGAAUGAGAGGUUGGCCGUGUGAAUAAACUGAUGUACAGAUGAGUGAAUGAAUGAGAGGUUGGCCGUGUGCAUAAACUGAUGUACAGAUGAGUGAAUGAAUGAGAGGUUGGCCGUGUGCAUAAACUGAUGUACAGAUGAGUGAAUGAAUGAGAGGUUGGCCGUGUGAAUAAACUGAUGUACAGAUGAGUGAAUGAAUGAGAGGUUGGCCGUGUGAAUAAACUGAUGUACAGAUGAGUGAAUGAAUGAGAGGUUGGCCGUGUGCAUAAACUGAUGUACAGAUGAGUGAAUGAAUGAGAGGUUGGCCGUGUGAAUAAACUGAUGUACAGAUGAGUGAAUGAAUGAGAGGUUGGCCGUGUGAAUAAACUGAUGUACAGAUGAGUGAAUGAAUGAGAGGUUGGCUGUGUGAAUAAACUGAUGUACAGAUGAGUGAAUGAAUGAGAGGUUGGCUGUGUGAAUAAACUGAUGUACAGAUGAGUGAAUGAAUGAGAGGUUGGCCGUGUGAAUAAACUGAUGUACAGAUGAGUGAAUGAAUGAAAGGUUGGCCGUGUGCAUAAACUGAUGUACAGAUGAGUGAAUGAAUGAGAGGUUGGCCGUGUGAAUAAACUGAUGUACAGAUGAGUGAAUGAAUGAGAUGUAUGAUGUGUGAAAGGAGGGUUUAGCGAGUGUGUUAGCCGAGGUCGCAAGGAGCGUGAGUUCGGACCUCAGCAACAUAUGAAUAAUAGUAGAUCUGCAAAGUGAUAGAUGAGUGAAUAAAUAUAAGCUUGAUGUGUGAAUAAAGUUAAUGUGUGGUAUAACACCAAUUGAUGAAUGUGAGGUUGCCCGUGUAAAUAAACUUAGUAAUUGGUGUAAGGGCGAGUAAAUGCACUGAUUAAUUUAUAACUAAAAAGAUAACUUUUUGAAAGUAUGGCUCAGCCAUUUUUCACUCUAGUGUUUAUGCUGUUGAGUCAAUUAUUGACUUUAUGGUGCUUCGCAAAUCACAAACCAAUAAAUAAAUAUUUAUUUGACUAUGAAGUAAAUGAGUAAUUAUAUCGAUGCUAAAUACCAAGAAAGUAAUCAUAAAAAACUCGACGUUUAAAGCAUUUAUUCUACUGUAUUAUGAACCGAAUCUGCCAGCAACGCCCCACCCCCCCCCCCCCCCUAGUAAUUAUAUCGAUGAUAAAUACCAAGAAAGUAAUCAUAAAAAACUCGACGUUUAAAGCAUUUAUUCUACUGUAUUAUGAACCGAAUCUGCCAGCAACGCCCCUCCCCCCCCCCCAACCUUUCUAAUAUUUUUUUAUGUGAAGAAAAGAACCGUUUUGUCGGUACCUGCCAAAGAAAGUCCCAGGUACAUGACCCCCCACCCAAAUUACAUAAUUGUCUUCCUUGCUAAGGUGUGUCAGGCCUGGUACCAAGGCUUCAAGGUUCCAGCGCUGUGGAGGUCACGCAUUAUUGAGUUCGGUGAAAUUAGAACAGAAGAAGAAAUCGAAGAGGAGGUCUCAAUGAAUUCAGAAACAGGAACUUUAAAGUCUUACGGUACAGCUACUAUACAUUGUUACAGUCAGAUAAUGCUUUAACUAAUAUUCAGGUACAACUAGCAAUACUGGAUACAAUAAUUUGGGAUACAAUUAAAAAUGUAACACAUCAGUUUAAAAAAAAAUUAAAUGAUAAAUAAAUUUAAAAAACGGUAACUGGUUCAGUUACCAUACCUGUGCAACAAAAUUAACAUUAAUAUACAAAUAACAAACCUUAAGAGUGCAUUCUAGUGCAAACAAGAUAUUGGUACAAACUAAGAUACAUUCUGCAAUAGCAAAUAACAAACUGGUAGAAUGCACGCAGUAACAUGGCACAGAUGGUGUCAUUUAUUGUAUUCAGCCAUGUUAAUCACUUUAGAGUCCGAACACAAAUGUCCUUUCCACCAAUGAGUCAAUCCCUUACCUUGCACCAUUUAUCCUUACUCCAUGUUUCUUAUUUAAACAUUCCAAAUGUAUUUUUCAACAGGAAAGUGCGCGGUCAAAUUCGCUAAACAGUUCCCGACCUCUCUCCAGGACAUUGAGAUUUACUUCAACCAUGUGUAUGGGCAAGAUGGCAAAGUGAUCGUCAAAGACUUCAAACAGUUCUCUGCGUGUUUGGAUGGCGCCAAACUCAGAAACAUUUCCAUUGCAUAUCUGGAUAUAGGCAUGGUCAGUCGGAAGAUGCAAAAAGAUGUUAUUGAUUCAUUCAAGAGAUUACUCCAGAACCAGCGCUCGCUACAGGUAAAAACAAUGCAAAAUGAUACUUAUCUUGGAGAUAACACCACGAUACAUGGAAACCUCUGAUAGGCAUUGGGAUCUGAGAGAGUCUUUAGUUAAAGGCGGUUGUAAUGCAAUUUUUGAUAUUUUCUCACUGGGUAUCUAGGCGCUUUAAACCCUGGUUGAAAAUUUCAUUAAAAAAAAAACAAAAACAAAAAAAAAAAACAAACAAACAACCAAACAAGAAAUUUUAGAUAAAACAUGCUAUUUUUAUAAUAAAGUUAAGUCAGCUGUUCUCAACCUGUCGAUUGCGGGUUGCCUUAGACCAUCGGAAAACACACAUACUCUACAUUUAUGAAGUAGAAACGAAAAUAAUUGUAUGGUUUAUGGGUCAUCACACGACGGUGAACUGUAUUAAAUGGUCGUUGCAUUAGGAAUGCUGAGAGCUACUGCGUUAUUUAUAUUUAUAUUUAAGCCUUUGAGGUAAUAUAUGUUAAUUAUAAAGCGAUUCGUUUUUGUUUUUUUCUUUUAAUUCAAUUUUUUUACAGUGUCAACAGUUUUAAAUAUAUUUGUACUUUGAGUCAAUUUCUUAAAUGUUGUUUUGCAUAAUUAUGACAACUCUUCUAUUUUUGAUUUAGAAAUGUCAAAUAAAGUGUUCAUUCUUUGACCUUGAGACUGGUCUACAAAUCAUACAAUGUUUAGCCGAGGCCUCUGGCGCUACAAUUGAAGACCUAUCUCUAGAGGGCUUAUUCCACAAUGGAACGCCUAUUAACCCAAAAGGGCGGGUGUUAACAGAAAUGCAGGUCAUUGUCACAUCUCUUUAGUAUCACUAUUCACUUGAUUUGCUUUUAUUUUCUAAAGAUAAGAUAGAGACACAUCAUUUACAUCAUGAUUGCUUAUUGUAUCUUUUUAUAUUACUUGGUUAUCUAAAUAUGUUAUCUUAUCUUAUUUUUGUCUAGUUCUCUAAUUAUUUUAUCUUAUCUUUUUAUUUUUAAAUAAUACCUCUGUUUGAAUAGUAUUUUUUUUUUUAAAAUAAUAGAAUAUAGGUUCUCUCAAAUAUAAUUUUAGCUAUUUUAAUUUGGUGUUGUGCACCAUACGUCUUAACUUUGGGUGUCAUGACCUGGUCAAUCUACGAAGCAACCCUUAACCCCACUCAAGAAGAGAUUUUUGCCUAAACCGUUAAUUUAUUUUUUAAGUUUUAAUUUUUUAAACUCCAACCAGGCUAAUCAUUGCGUUUAUAUUUUAACAUUUUCAGAAAUUCACAGGCCUUUCUCGUAUUCACUUCGACUACUACUUUAUUUCUGAAGAACUGGCGAAAUCCUGGGUCAUGGCAUGUCCGAAUCUCUCAUUCAUUAGGCUCGUUUCUGAUGAAUACAUUCAUCCCAGUAUGUUUGAUUGUCGGUUGGUUAUUAUGCUGUUUAAGUUUUGUUUAAAUUAAACAUUGUUUCAAACGUGUAUGUGCCAUUUAAAGUGCUUUAGUCUUGUAAAAUGUAUGGACAAGUCUCACAAUUUGUUGUGUUGAUAAUUACGUUAGUGCAGUUCUAUCUCCUCAUUUAGAGGCCGAAGCAUCCAAGUGAGUAGAUACAAUUUCUGUGAUGCAAUUGUUUGUGUAUUUCUUUUAUCAUAAAGGCGUUACAAAUGUCCCUAAUGUGUCUGCAUGGGCCUGCGCCAUCUUGUGUUAUUUGUGACGUAAUAGUACACGUGCACACAACAAUCAAGUGCAUGUUUACUUGAUUUACACAUGACUAACACUGUCCUCCAAUCCACUCAAUCACAUGACUAACACGGUCCUCCAAUCCACUCAAUCACAUGACCAACACGGUCCAAUCCACUCAAUCACAUGACUAACACGGUCCUCCAAUCCACUCAAUCACAUGACUAACACGGUCCAAUCCACUCAAUCACGUGACUAACACGGUCCUCCAAUCCACUCAAUCACGUGACUAACACGGUCCUCCAAUCCACUCAAUCACGUGACUAACACGAUCCUCCAAUCCACUCAAUCAGCUCACGUCGUAAGCUGUGAGACGUGGAAGUCAUUGGUCAGAACACAUCCAAAUUUGUUGGUUGAGUUCAACGCCUCAGACAUCCAAGACACAAAGCACAUGCUUGAUAUAUUAUCACCGGCUAUUCCCCUGUUCGAUUUAUCCUGGGAGAGAUUUGAAGAUACAACGGAAUUUGAGGUAGGAUAAAGUCAUAGAAUAAUUUUUUGGGUGUGAUUUGCCAUUAAUCUGUUUAAAAGUUCAAGUUGCAAUUACAUUGUACCUCUGCAACGGACACAAUGCAACAUUUAUUACUUUGAACUUAAUUUUAAAAUGUGAUAAACUAUUUAAAGAGCGUUUUUUUGGAAUUAUUUUUAAUUUUUUUUUUUUAAUUUCUUUUUUUUUUUUUGAAACUCCAAUUUUGGUUCAAUAUUUCAGCUUUUUUGGGGUAUGUUAUUAGAAAGAAAGAAAUUAUUUUAAGGAUUUUUAAAGUGUGUUUUUUUGGAAUUAUUUUUAAUUUUUUUUUUUUAAUUUUUUUUUUUUUUUUUGAAACUCCAAUUUUGGUUCAAUAUUUCAGCUUUUUUGGGGUAUGUUAUUAGAAAGAAAGAAAUUAUUUUAAGGAUGGCCAGAUUUCAUGUCCGAAAAGUCCGUAAAAAAUGAAUUUUAAUUUGGUCUGCUUGUCACCAAUCGAUAGACUCAUUGCCCAUGACAAUGGAUCCUAUCAAAUUUUCAGCCCCACCCCCAACUCCACAAAAUUAGUUUUUCAAGGAAAAUAAGAAGCAAACAAGGUGUCGAUUAUUACAGGAAAUAAAAAAAAGCCUGAUAACAAAACUAAACGAGAUUUUUUAAAAACAUAAGCAAACCUUGAAUAGGAAUUUUAGUUAUGGAUCUCAAUUUAAAGAUAAAGUAUGCUACAUGAUUAAUGGCGUCCACGCCGUCUAUGGGAAAUAGUAGAUCAAGAUAACUUUGGAAUAGGGAGCUGUAACUUACUUUUGGGGGAAAUUAAAUGAUACAACAUUCUAUUGUUAAGUGCCCCACCACACUUUUUGAGAGAUAACUUUUGCCGUUGAAGAACCUCAACGUUUCAACAUUGUUAUAGGGUAACUUGAAUAUGUAAAUUAAGGAUUGUUAUAGGGACCUCCUCCAUUAACAAAUUGAUAACACCUUAAAGGCAAGGCCAUUAGGUUAAACUAGAAUCAAAAUAAUGCCUGGUAAAGCCAUAAUAUAUCAGAAUAUGUAUCCCGGUUGUAUCAUAAACCUGGUGUGAUCCCAUUCCUGGUGUGACCCUGAUACCCGGGAGAUCCAAAUCCCGGUGGAAUCCCGAUACUGAUGGGAUCCCUUUACCCGUUGUGAUGCCGAUCUCGGUGGGUUCCCGUUUCCUGGUCUGAUUUCCUUUCCUGAUGGGGUCCCUUGACCCCGUUACUCGAUAGGAUCGCAUUAACGGUGGGCUCCACUUUACUCACCCCCAUUUAGGAUACUUUUCCUAGUUGGGUUUUUGUUACUGGUAAGAUUAUGAAGAGCAGGUUUAGAGAAAUUUCCCAGGAAGUUAUAGAAAUUAUUAGAACAUAACUGACAUUUCACUAAGGGUUUAGAUAUCAUUAUAUGUCACCGUAAAAUAAUAUAGAUCGUUCUGGAAUAUUCCAGAUUAAAUUUUAUAUCUUCAUUGAAACGUGUAAAAUCUGUAUUUUUGAAAGUAAUUAUUCUUCGAAUACAAAAACUUAUAGAACUAAAUCACUGCUAGAUGUAUAGUCUUUUAAGCGAGCACCCCUUUCAUAAUUUUAUCAAAUCACUUUAGCCUGAGAUUUUUUUUUUUUUUUUUUUUUUUUUUGAGGGUGGGGGGGGUUUUAUCUGUCAGAUGAAAUCAAAGAGUUCAAAUUUAAAAUUCGUUCCAUUAAAAUCUAUUUAAUAAUGUCAUAGAUAUAGAUUUUAAAUUUAAGAAAACGUCUGGAAUAUUCUAGAAUGGAUAUUCUUAGUUUUAAAUCCACCUAUAUUUCACUACCGACAACUAAGUGUCUUGCUACUAUGCUGGACCUAUAUCCAUCUUUUCACAUGUAAUCUAUUGUUUUGUCUUAGCUUAUAUAUAUUUAUAUUGAUUUUUAUAAGGAAAAAGGACAUGGGGCUCCUGGCCUCAGAUGAAUGGAAAUGAGUUCAGAACCAUUCUGUAUUUGAAUAUGGAAUAUUUAAAAAGAGUUAAGUGUAAAAGGUUUAAUCAAAUUCCAUCUAUUAGUGUAAGAAUAUUUGUUACAAAUUGUGUUUAUAUAGUCCCCCCAGCCCCAUACUGAAUUUCAUAAAAUGAAUUCCUAAUUCCGUAAGGGUUACUUUGAGAUAAUGAUUGAUAUAUGUGUCAAGUUUGUUCAAUAUCCGUGAAUCCACGUAAAAUCAUUUGUAAAACAAGCAAACCAACCAAAAUGUUUCACUUUUAUUUAUGUUUAUAUAGUUGAUAUGAUAUCACGUAUAUUUGUCCACAUUAUUUACUAUAAAGAAAGUAAAGAUCUUUAUCUAUCUUCUUUAGAUGAUCCGAUUACUUCAUCGUGUUGCCCACUAUCAUAGAACUAUAAGGUAUCUGUCCCUCCGCAUUUCGGGUCAAUUUCCGAAUUUGGAUACAAAAGCAGUGCAGAACAUCCUGUCAAAAUGCACAAAACUGUAAGUCCAUUUUGUAUGUGACAUUGAAGAUUACUGAUUGUCACCGUAAGCAAUGCGCCUCACAUUCUAAGAACAUAAGCUUCCCAGGAUAUAUUUACUUCAAUUAAAACUCUAAUAUGAAACGAAUUAUUCUAUAAAAUAUUUGUUUAUCAUAAUUGAUUGUUGAUUGUUUUUUUGUUUUUAAUUAAUUAAUCAUAAAAUAAUGCUUAGUUUAGCUUAGAGAUUGGAUUUUGAUUCCUUGCCAUUUGAGGCUUAAUUUCACUAUUCUAGCUCAGUUAAUAAUUGACAGCUAAUAUAUGUUUGUAACGUUAUGGUUGGACUUGAGUUUAUGACCACCUGUAGACAAAAGUUUACUCUUUCUAUGAGUUAAGCAUUCUUUAUAUGUCACAAAUAUAUAUAUUUAAAUUGGGAACGAAAUAAUUACAAGCAAACGUUUACAGUAAGAUUUUAAAAAUGUUAUGGCUUUGAACAUAUAAAAAAGAAAUUAAAGUAAAUACUGCAUACUUUAAAAAUAGUCUAUUGCAUACUAAGUCUGGUAUAAUCACGUCACAAGAUAACAAGUACCUAGCCUAUGGGACGACCACUAAAAAGCCUGCUUUCAACCUCAUGACUAGUGCUCACAUUCCUAACCUAAUUCUAAUUGAUCAUCUUUUAAUAUCCGAAACCAGCCCAUUUAAAUACUUGUAUCUCCCUGCAUGAUAUCGCGGUGAAAGACAAGUCACAUUGUUUCCUUUUAGAUGCGUCAGUGACUUGCAAAUUCUUGAGAACCUAUGUGGUUUUAAAGACAACGAUAAUGAUUAAGUUGUAUUCUAUUUGUAACAAGGAUUUCCAGGUUGAUCCCGGAGAUUCCAGGGACUGGCGGGAUACUUGGUCCACGAUAUCGGUGAUAAAUUUAUUUAAAGGCAGGCAAAUUUAAACAUUUGCUUCAAAAUUAUAGAAAGUUAAAUUAUAUUGUUGAAUUAAUACACAUUAUUUUUGUAAACACUUCCUUCAUUCUUAGGUUCGGAGGGUGGGGGGGCUGGAGUGUCAUUAAAACUAAUAUAGUUGACUGGAGAAAAUGCGUCUGACUAGAUCAACGCUUACGUGGGUCAGUUUCCCUGUCUCGGGAGCGAGUGACACUCAAUGCUGCACUGACCAUAUCAGCUGCAACAAACUUAUAUCUAAUACAAAAUGUCAAGAAACAUGAAUAGUAAAAAAAACAACAAAAAAACAUGUUUUCCCUAAACAUAAAUUGCCCCUAAGAGAGAAGAGAAGAUUUAAAUGUCUUGAUUUUAAACGUGCCCUUAACAGAGAGAAUAGAAGGCACUAAUGAGUUAUCAACAUUUAUUUAAAACAUAAUUUGUUUUCAAAUAGCAAAGUCAUUUAACACAUAAUUCACGCUAUUUUGCCUAAAAUUAUGUGUCCAAUAAACACCGUAAAGAUAAAGCCUUUUAACCUGCCUUCUUGCACAGGUGUUAUGUUGGUGAACACUCAGCUGGGAAGUUGGUUAUCAUUGGUGUUAAACAUUGUGAAGUCCAGCAUCAAUAUUAAGAAAGACACAAACGCUAGUGUCUUCUAAUAUGAUUAUAUAAAGUUGCACAUAGAUUUUGAUAGUAGAGUUUAUGUUGCACUAUAUCCAUGCCCCUCUUAAGAAUGGUAAUCCUGAAACUUAGCUAAACAAAUAUGCUUUAAAUUCUCUGGCUAAGAAAUACAACACUUUUCACAACCAUAAAAAUACCGGUCACGUUGGGAUGAUCAUGAGAAGUGUGUUAGUUAAUGGUACACAAUUUAGUAUUGAAAGAAUAUCCGCUCUAUUCUUGAUAAAAAUGUCUCCAUUUUUUAAAAUUCAGUUUUUUAGUGUAUCAUUAACGGCAAAGAAGGUAUUUGUGCAAAGUUUAGCCUGUUGCAAAAGCCUAAGCUCGUAGCAAAAUGUGAAGUAUUGUUUAUGUGAUAUCUGUUUACAUUCAAUACCGUGACUGAUCCUGUUGAUGGUGAGGGCAGUGACUAUUCUCUCUCUCUAUCUCUCUCUCUCUCUCUUUCUUUCUCUCUCUCUAUCUCUCUCUCUCUCUCUUUCUCUCUCUCUCUCACUCUAUUUCUGUAAAUAUCUCUUGAAAUUCUCACCAUUUGCAUUUUUUUCCAGUGAAAUUUUCUGUGUCGCAUAUCGGACAUGUUUUCCUUUAUUCAAAUGAUGUCAAGAGCAUUAUUGUGUUGAUAGACAUUGGAAACACGAGCAUACCAAACAAGCCACAGCGUCAGCAGAGGAGAUUGAGACACUAAAUAGGAUUUUUCCCUAAUUUUCAAAAUAUUUAGUAAAAUAAAUCACGUCACAAAUAUUGCCUUGCUUUAUUAACAUUUCAAAUUUAGGAAUUAUUUGCACGGAAGAAUUAACAUUUAUAUUCGUGAUAUCAAGUGGAGAAUUUUAGUUAAGAUGAGAUCUGAAGGCAAUGAUAUAGUUCAUGAACAAGUUUGUGAUUAUGACACCUGGUUUGAUCUGAUAGUAACGACGUAGCUCAUGGACAAGUUUUUGAUUGUGAGACCUAGUGAGUUCUGAAGGCAAAGAUGUAGUUCAUGAAUAAUUGUGUGAUUGUAACACCUAGAUGGCAAAGAUGUGGUUCAUGAACAAGUUUUUGAGACUUAGUGAGUUCUGAUGGCUAAGAUCUAGUUCAUUAACAAGUUUGUGAUUGUGACACUUAGUGAGAUCUGAUGGCAAAGAUGUAGGCAAUGAACACGUUUUUUAUAGUGACACCUAGAGAUAUCUGAAGUCAAACAUUUAGUUCAUGAAUAGUUUCGUGAAAUCUGAUCUUAGGAUUUUAAGUUGUAGAAAGUGGCUCUAUCCAUUUCUGAUGACAAAGUUUGUGUUUGUAACGGCAUCGGUGUAACAUGUUGUGGCACUAUAUCCACAUCCAUCUUUUUCUGUUUGUUAAUUUGGUAACCCUGACCCACUUAACUGAUCGUGUUUAUCUUGCUUGAUUCUGAGGGUUUAAUGAUAGAAAAUAAUAAUAAUAAUAAUAAAAUGAAUAUAAAAUUGUGACAUUCAAAAUUUUUUUUAAAAAAAAUACAUAGAUAUAUUUACUUUUUGCAUUGACAUAAGGGCAGCAAAUGGAUGUUUUUUUCGAGAGUUUCCCCCCUUUAGUCUCGUCAAACUUGUGAUUCGUAUUUUAAUAUAACUUUCCAUAAAUGGAAAUUGUUAUUAUUAUUUAGUAACAGAAACAAUACUAGAUCACCGACCCGUGUGGCAGCUCGCGAGUUAAAAUUACUUGAUGAUUUGUGUCAACUCUUGUUGUGCCACCUAUUUGGUGGCUCCCUGUGCCCAUUUUCAUAAUAAUAUUGAAUCAGCGGUUAACUGCUGGUCCACUCAUGGUUCCGAGUAACGGGAAUUUUUUCUAUGUAUUAACAUGUAUCUGAAAAUAGCAUUUUAAUUAACAAUGUUUGGCAUUAUUGUAUGACUUAUUGUAAAAAAUAAUAUUGUAUGAGUUUAACUGCUGACGAACAUUUUAACUUGAUAAAUCUUUCUUUUAGUGUUUACAAGUUACAGUAACUGUUAUUGACAUUGUAAAUGGAUUCCCUUGUUAUCUUUCAGGCUGCCAUUCCAAUGUGAGAAGGAAACGAAUCCUGUAUUUCACGAAAACAAAUGGAACCUGUCCCAAAACCGUUGGUGGUUCGCACAAAACAACGUCUAAGCCAUUAUUAGAUGCCCCACACAUUAAGAUUUAUUAUGUGUUCAUUAAUUUUUUUUUCAUUUAUAAAAAUUACCGGUUCUUACAAUUACACAAUAUCAACAUUUUAUUUUUA
Molecule: messenger RNA, 12591 nt
Organism: Lymnaea stagnalis (great pond snail)
Lineage: Eukaryota; Metazoa; Mollusca; Gastropoda; Lymnaeidae
Source: the annotation of a GenBank genome assembly